AUGACAGACCCAAACAACCAACGCCCGCUCCAAGGUCAGGACUUUCACGACAUGUUCGGUGGUACUAGUACGAAUGGUGGACAGCAGCAGCAGCAGCAGCACCAACAGCAGCAGCAUCAGAUGGGCUAUGCGUCUCUGCCUCAGCAGCUUCAGCAGAUGCAAGCCAGUACCGGUACUAGUAGCGCUAGUGUAAGUGGCAACGGCCAAGCUCCGGUCGAGGAGAACCCUCAGCGCAAACGCGGCAAGAAGCGCAAUGCGUCCGCCUUGGCCACCGCAAGUGGAAGUGCCAGUGGCGCCGCAGCAGGAGACGCGGAAGACGAGAGCGCCGCCGCCAUGGUCUUUCCCGUCAAGCUGCACCGCAUGCUCACUCUCAUUGACGGAGUCACUUCUAACACCGACAGCAGCAGUAAAGAGACAGACAAUGCUACUAGCAGCGCCAGCACUAGCAACGCGAAUGCCCCCAAGCCUCCGCACGAAACUGAAGCUGAUCCCGCUGCCAUUGUCAGUUGGCAAUCCCAUGGACGGUGCUUCCUGGUUCAUGAUAAGGAUGCCUUUGUUCAGAGAUUCCUUCCUAGCUACUUUCGUCAAUCCAAAUGGGCCUCCUUCCAACGCCAACUAAACAUCUAUGGAUUCCAAAGACUCACUGCAGGUCGGGACAGAGGGGCCUACUACCACGAUCUUUUUGUACGGGGACAUCCAGAGCUUGCCACUCGCAUUCAGAGAAUGAAACUCAAGGGUAUUGGGCAGGGAAGACACAGAACGAAUGCAGAGCUAGAGCCUAACUUUUACAGGAUGACUCCCAUCGAUGCGAAUACUCCGGUACCAGCGGCCUUGGCAGUCAAGAUGGGAGCAGCCGGAGCCAUUGGACAAUACUCGGCCACAGCGGGAGCACAGAGUCUGGGACCUCAAGCAGUGGCGGCUGCAGCGGCGGCUCAUCCAACCGCAAACUCGGCGCUCAACAAUGCCGCCACCGUCAACCUGUUGCAACUGUUUCAACAGGGGGGUGGUACCACCAAUACCAACCAUGCUGCGGCCCCCGCAGCUUCUGGGGCAUCAAUGGUCGCUGCUAACAAUGCCCAGCAAGGCUUGGCGGCCCACCCGGAACUGACAAGUCUAUUCUUUCUGACCAACCCUGGAGACCUGGUCACGUUGCAAGCGAUGGGGAAUGGGAACUCCGCGGCGGGAGGCACAGUGGGCGGGGAACAACAACGAGCGGGGAACCAACAAGACCUUGGCAACAGCAACACCACGAGACAACAUCAGCAUCAGUCCGCUCAAGAUGCUCUCAUGUUGGCCAAUCUGUUCAACGGAACCGGAAGCAGUAGUGGCGGGGCGAGUUCCAAUCAUGCAGCCAUGCAGCAGCUGCAGCUCAUCCAAGACAGCAGCGGUAUCGACGACGGAAACGCUCAUGCUUGGGCUGCCCCCUCUUCGAAUUUCUUGGCAGCCGCACCGCUUCUUCAAAAUGCGGCAGAUGCCAACGGAGCAAAUCCUUUCUUGAACACGGCCACCCUCAUGCAGUAUUUUUCAGACAACAGUCCGGAUCGAGAUUCUCCUCCCGAAGCACCGGCGCCAAGCCCUUUUCCGGCCCCCGUGGCUCGAGCGCAGCAGCAGCAGGCACAGGCACCGCAGUCGGCCGCUAGUGCCUGGUCGAGUCUCGCGGCUGCCACAGGUUUGGCCAAUGCCAAUGAACAUUCUUCAACAGGACAAGCCCGACUACCGAAUUCCAAUAGCAGCAAUGACCUCGCCAAUACCUUCCAAUUCGAGGGUCCGAGUCUGAGACGCAUGUCAGCAGCCGCCAUGAGUACACUUCUAUCCGCUCACCUGGGUAACAGCGGUAGAAGUAUCCUCGCCGAAGGAAACAACGAUCAUGUCGGAAUCGCGGCAGCUGCCAGCGCCACCAACGCGACUCAUCAUCAUCGUCGGCCAUCGUCCGGUGCCAUGGGUGGUGCCGCAAACAAUCCCUUUGGCGGCGACUCGAACCAGAACCUGCUUCUCUUCUCGACGCUCCACAACUCCCGCAACCUGUCUUCCAGUAACUUGCUCUUCCAGUCGGUGGAGGGUAGCACCACGGGUCACUUGUCUGCAGCUCCCAGUGCUACAGGAAGUGUUCACACAAACUAUGCCGCCAAUGCACCGGGACCGGCUCCCACCCCAGCAAGUCAGCAGUUGGCCCUCCUCAAUGCGGCAGCGGCAGUCGGGAAUGGUUCCAAUCCGACCUCGGGCCUGUUGUAUUCCGAGCUCGGUCGCGCGGCCAAUGCUGCCGCCAAUCACGUGACCCAUCCUACCUUUCUGGACUCUGUCUACGAACCGAUACCCAUCAAGGAGAAUGCAAAUGCUACCAAUCCUGCUGCGGGAGGUCGUAUUGGGCACAAUAACAGUCCGGAGGGAAGUGACUCGGGGCAGAAGGUGUCCCCUCGAGCAUCUGGUGCCGGAACCGAUCCAACCAAAGGAUUCCAUCCGAACUUUUCCGAUUCCAAUCGUCGCUCCUGA
Messenger RNA from Seminavis robusta, 2490 nucleotides. Lineage: Eukaryota; Bacillariophyta; Bacillariophyceae; Naviculales; Naviculaceae. The record is from the annotation of a GenBank genome assembly.